UUCAUUGACCACACACAAGCUUCAUUUACGCACCAGGCAGACCAAGAGAAAUUCUCUGAGAAGAAAAAGGAAAACCCUUGACAGGAAAAACAAGGUAGCCAGAGAAAUUCGAGGCUGGUUAUUGAUCCACCAAAUGGCUUCUUCUCUACCUUAUUUCAAUACUGUAACCAAUCCAAUAUCGCUCAAGCGCAAUUCUCAUAAAUCCCUGCAAGUCAAAGCUCAGAGCUUUAAAGAUGAAGGAAGAAGGGUUAGCAUUGUUGAUGCAAAUUUGAGUGUUCUAAGAGAGAGGAUAGAGGAAGUUGUGAUGAAGGAGAGAUUGGAGAGGUGUUGCAGAUGUGAAUAUGGCUGGAAUUAUGCAUCUGGGUAUGAUCAUAAACUGAAAAAACACAAGGAUUUGAAAGAGUUUUUUGAGCUUGCAGGAUUGAUUGGUGGCACUAUUGGCUUCACAUGUCUUGGUGGCACACUUUUCCUUUGCCUUGUUUCCGUCCUUGUUCAUCUCUUUCAAUGAUUUCUCCACUGUUAGGUGCCGACGUUUCUCUGUUGACGUACAAUGCACUAUAGUCUCUACCAACGAAAACUGAGAUGAUAAUAUAAAGCCAGACGAUUUUUUUGU
Molecule: messenger RNA, 613 nt
Organism: Mangifera indica (mango)
Lineage: Eukaryota; Viridiplantae; Streptophyta; Magnoliopsida; Sapindales; Anacardiaceae
Exons: 2
Coding region: 134-508 (124 amino acids)
Source: RefSeq, a predicted model, not a curated record